AUGGUGAAUGAAAAAAUCUAUUUUGCUUUCAUUAAUGAUCAACAAAUCAAAAAAUAUGAAGAAUACAGAGAUAUUAACUUUAGAGAUGAGAAUGGAAGACAUUUGGUUCACUAUUCAACCAAUUGUUUCAGUGCAACAAUACAACAUUUGGGUUUAGAAUUGAAAGAUGUUGUCUUUUGCAAAGAUGAUAAUCAAACAAUGCCCAUCCAAACUUUUUACAAUAGUUAUCUUAUAGCUUUGGACCAUUUAGGACAUAUUGAGAAUAUGCCUAAAUUGAACUUUUUUUCAUAUACUGAUAACUUUGGAAUGUGUAGAUAUUUAUAUUUAUUAAUGGGGUAUAACAUUAAUACUCACUUAUUGGUAACAGAAGCCAAUACAAUUGGAUUUGAUUACUCUUCAGGUGAACCUGAACUUGUAUCAUUGUGUACCCAUUAUUUGAACGGUCUUUAUCAUUUUUCAAUUGAGAAAAGCCCUUUACAACAAUUAAGAAAUAUCAAAUACUAUGGAUGUAUUGAUGGAGACGAUAUUUCACAUUAUGUGACGAGAUAUUAUUUGAGUUUAAUUAAGAAAAAUCCUGGAAGAUAUACAGACCAUUCAAUCAUCCAAGUCUUAAUUGCUCGAGGAUUGAAACUUGAUAUUGUAAGAAACUUGGAGGGACAAACAGCUUUCGAUUUAAUGGAUAAAUUCACAGGAACGCCCCGAAUGAUGGCACUUGUGAAAGAUUGA
Messenger RNA from Naegleria gruberi, 726 nucleotides. RefSeq lists its product as uncharacterized. Lineage: Eukaryota; Heterolobosea; Eutetramitea; Acrasida; Naegleriidae. Bases 1 to 726 code for a protein of 241 amino acids. The transcript has a single exon. The record is from RefSeq and is a predicted model, not a curated record.